Messenger RNA from Emericellopsis atlantica, 1548 nucleotides. RefSeq lists its product as uncharacterized. The record is from RefSeq and is a predicted model, not a curated record. Lineage: Eukaryota; Fungi; Ascomycota; Sordariomycetes; Hypocreales; Bionectriaceae. Bases 1 to 1548 code for a protein of 515 amino acids. The transcript is spliced from 4 exons.
AUGGUCGUGUUCCAUGACUCUUUCAGUCCCUCGGCCAUUCCUACUUCUCGAAAGCGUCGAUAUUCGCCGCAUUCAAGCCCACCGCCCGCUGACGACGCCGCCCACACUUCCUCGAAGAAGCGGAAGAUUUGCCAUCCCACCUCCCCUCCGCCAGAAUUCUGGGACAACUUAACCAGGAAAUCCCAGAUUCCACUCACUACAAACGCUCUUCAAGAGCUGAACCGAAGGAAUACGCAGCGUGAGCGAAGAAACGUCGCUCCUCUGCCACCACUCAGACGGAGCUGUCGUCUGGCUGCCCGACCAGCCAGAUUUGCGUCUCACGGCGGUCCAGACUCGAGAGACUUAAGAGGGUAUCGCAUGCCGACGGGUCUUGGGAACGAGAUGAGAUCCUCUACCCCAUCGAGUCUCGGACGUCGCAAGCGGGGCUCACAGUCACCCGAGAAGAGUAGCGGCACUCCAAACACAACGACUACAAAGAGCACCGGACCGUACGACCGAGCGUAUUUGCAGCAUCAUGUCGACAACGGCUUCUUGCCAGACGGUUACGAAUAUCCCGACGGUCGAGCUCUCUCAGAAGCGGAGAAUAUAGAAGAGUUCCGUCAAUUCAUUUCGCAAGCACGAGCGUCUCUGUCCCCUUCCCGCUUCUCGGGCGAUGACUUCCGAUGUUUCAAGCGAGCGAACAACCAUGCGACAAAAGAAAGACAAGUAAUGACGACUGUCAUGCCAAUUAUUGAAGGAGCUGUGGGCGACACAAAAUGUGUUGCUGGCGAGAUCCCGUUUACGAAUCUCGAUCAUUUGACCGAUGGCACUCUUGCCGCAGCAAACCCUGAUCGCUAUUAUGGCGCCCGCCCUGAACAACUUCGUGGAACUGUACGAGCACAAUUGAGUGGACGUAUCAUUCCAUCCACACAAGAAGAUCUUCCAAUAGCCCCGAACUUCUUUGUUGAAGUGAAGGGGCCAGAUGGAUCGGCAGCCGUGGCCGAACGACAGCUCCUCAACGUUAUGGCGCUAGGCGAGAGAGGGCAAUGUGAUCUUCAUUCCUUCAGGUGCUCUAAACCCAUGUACAAAAAUCAGGCUCACACCAUCGGCUGUACUUAUCAGGCUGGACAGCUCAAGAUGUACGCUACCCACGUGGUUGACCCGUCCGAGCCAGGGGCGCAGCCUGUGUUUGUCAUGACGCAAGUCGACUCCUGGAGCUUGACAGGGAAUCCCAAGUCUUGUCGCGAAGGUAUCGCUGCAUAUCGGAACGCCAGAGACUGGGCAAAGAAAGAAAGAGAUCAGGGAAUAGAGCAAGCCAACCACAGAGCAGCCGAUCGGAACCUCGAUGACUUGGGAUUGAGCGUCUUGAGCGAAGCAUCCGCUGCUGAGACGGCAGAGCUGACCAGUCAAACAACGUUAACGAACCACGGGUCCAACGCGCUAUCAAUCCAUGGUUCUGACACCUCUGAAGACGAGCUAUCAUUGGAUCACCGACCGCCGGACAAACGGAAUACGGUUCCUGGGAAGAUUCUCACCACAAGACCUAACCGUUCGCUACGAGAGUCAUAG